Messenger RNA from Kuraishia capsulata CBS 1993, 636 nucleotides. RefSeq lists its product as uncharacterized. The record is from RefSeq and is a predicted model, not a curated record. Gene Ontology annotation, biological process: intracellular protein transport; Golgi organization; endoplasmic reticulum to Golgi vesicle-mediated transport. The transcript is spliced from 4 exons. Bases 1 to 636 code for a protein of 211 amino acids. Gene Ontology annotation, cellular component: COPII-coated ER to Golgi transport vesicle; endoplasmic reticulum-Golgi intermediate compartment; endoplasmic reticulum. NCBI's taxonomy places the organism in Eukaryota, Fungi, Ascomycota, Pichiomycetes, Pichiales, Pichiaceae.
AUGAGAGGUUUGGUGUUCUUGUUGUUCUUGGGAUUGGCCCAGGCAUUGCACUUUUAUGUCGAUACGGAUGAAACCAAGUGUUUCUAUGAGGAGCUUCCAAAGGACACAAUUGCAGUUGGUAAAUUUGAGGCUUACGAACUAGACACGUCUACCAGAGAAUACGUCCAAGUUCCAAACUUGAAGGUGGAGAUAACUGUGGAUGAAACUUUCGACAACAACCACAGAGUUGUAUCCCUGAAAAAUCAGCCCACUGGUCAAUUUACCUUCACUUCCUUGGAUGCCGGUGAACACAAGUUCUGUCUCACUCCAAGACACACUGACUGGUCCAAGAGAAGCAGACACAGAGUUUUCUUUGAUCUGGUGGUUGGCGAUGCCAAGGAUUUCGUAGACAGCAAGAGACAAGGAGAUGUGAACUACUUGACAGCCAAGACCAAUGAGCUGAAUAAGAAGUUGCAAGAGAUAAAGAGAGAGCAAUCGUUGUUCAGGGAAAGGGAAGCCGCCUUCAGAGAUCAAUCUGAAUCUACGAACGCCCGUGUCGUCAAAUGGACCAUCAUACAACUGAUUGUCUUGGGAGGCACCUGCUACUGGCAAUUAACAUAUCUCAAGGGUUUCUUUGUUAAGCAAAAAGUUGUUUGA